AUGGCGAACACGGCGUUGAAGACAUUCAGCAUCGAGAACGACAUUGUAGAGCUCUCUCCACAAGAUGAUAUCUAUAAGUUUGACCCGGAAGCUGACAGAAAGAUAAAUCGCGAGUCACCAUGGAGCAAAGACCCUCAUUACUUUAAGUCAUGCAAAAUAUCAGCCGUCGCACUGAUCAAGAUGGUUAUGCACGCUCGUUCAGGUGUUCCAUACGAAAUCAUGGGCAUGUUACAAGGAAAGGUCGUUGGAACGUCGCUGGUCAUUCUAGACUCCUUUGCGCUACCUGUUCAGGGCACGGAGACGCGUGUAAAUGCCGGUGCAGAGGCAACAGAGUAUAUGGUGGCGUAUUAUCAAGGUAGCCAAAGUGCUGGAAGACCGGAGAAUUUAGUUGGCUGGUAUCAUUCUCACCCUGGUUAUGGCUGUUGGCUAUCUGGUAUAGACGUCAGCACUCAGAUGAACAACCAAAAGCAUACAGAUCCGUUUGUUGCUGUGGUUGUUGAUCCAAAUCGCACCAUGACCGCAGGCAAAGUCGACAUUGGCGCCUUUCGCACGUACCCGGAGAACUACACUCCUGCAAACGUUGCUUCAUCCGAAUACCAAUCCAUCCCUUUAAGUAAGAUCGAAGAUUUUGGCGUACACGCAAAUCAAUACUAUCCGCUGGAAGUGGAAAUCUUCAAAUCAAGUCUCGAGACGCAGUUAUUGGACUUGCUUUGGAACAAAUACUGGGUUAACACUCUCAGUCAGAGCCCAUUGGUUUCUAACAGAGCAUAUGCUGUAUCUCAGCUAGCUGAUCUGAACCAGAAGUUGUCUAAAGUUCAAUCAUCUGUAGCUGGAACGAAAGCAUCGCUCCCACAAAAAGAAUCAUCAAAGGAGGAAAAGAAGAAAGAGAACGAACUCGCGAAGAGUGUGAAAGACAGUAACAAAAUUGCUGCUGAAGCCCAGCACGGACUCAUAGCUCAAAUCAUUAAAGACGUCAUUUUCUCGAUACGACCGGGAAGUGGAAAAACUGAUACGUCCCAGAUAGGGGAAAGUAUGAACAUCGGUUGA
Lentinula edodes (shiitake mushroom) is the source of this 1047-nucleotide messenger RNA. RefSeq names its product JAB1/Mov34/MPN/PAD-1 ubiquitin protease-domain-containing protein. Lineage: Eukaryota; Fungi; Basidiomycota; Agaricomycetes; Agaricales; Omphalotaceae. Gene Ontology annotation, biological process: protein deneddylation. The coding region runs from base 1 to 1047 and encodes 348 amino acids. Gene Ontology annotation, molecular function: metallopeptidase activity; protein binding; deNEDDylase activity. The transcript is spliced from 8 exons. The record is from RefSeq and is a predicted model, not a curated record. Gene Ontology annotation, cellular component: COP9 signalosome; cytoplasm.